UACCAGAAAAACAACUGUUGAUUAAAAAUUAAUACAUUUCGGAAAGAUGCAUAACGAUGCUGAGCUUUGACCUAAUUAAGACGUGGUCUGCAGAGAUCGAGCUUCUUGGGAUUUGGCGAAAAGCUUUCAGGAUGUGCCGCAGGACUCCUUUCGAUUAAGCUUGCUUUCGGAGAACUUUUCGGAAAUGUCUUAUAAAAGAUGCAACACUAAAAAGCUCGCCAGCGCAAAAGCUUCAGUCGAAAGAGAGGACGAGCUGCAACCCCUUAAAGGAUAAUUCCGGGAGACCCCCUUGUGCGGGCAAUGGAAUGGGCUUUUCGGAGUCAACAAUAAAAUUUUCAGUCAGCUUUGAGACGCAGCAGCCACAGCAGCAGCAGCAGCAUCCGCUGCAGGAUUUAGCGGUCGGUUCAACCAGGAGCAGCAGGAGUAGAGAAUUUUCGCGUCAGGAUGCGAAGUCGCACGGAACUGGUGACCACCACUUUCGAGGAGAGCGACGAGGAUGACUUCAGUCCGGACGAUUCCGACUCCGAGGAGGACUGGCGACCCACCAAGAAACGUCCGUCCAAGCCAUCUGGCUCCGAUGGCGGCAGGAAGCGGAAAUCGGCGGCAGCCACUGCCUCGAAGGCCAAGCGCCGGAUGGCCAAGGUGAGCGACGAGGAGUCCGACGAAGAGGAUGACCUAGAAACCGAUCCCAGCGACGACGACUUUGACUUCCCGUCGGCCAGCACUUCGAAGCGACCACAGAGUCUGCCGCCCAAGAAGCAAUUUGUUAAGUUAAGUCAACUGGAUUUGCUGGUAAAAAAGUCUGAUCUUAUGGAAAACGACUGGCUGAAGAACAAUCGCUUGUGUCUGUGGCGCAAGGAUGAACAGACGAAUCUGCUCCAGAAGUAUCUGCGGGUCAAGUCGGCUGCCGAGGAGGAGGAGCUGCUCUUCACCUCCAGUUCUGUAUAUUCCAGUUGGGAUGAUCAGCAGACGAGCGACUUCAUAGAGGUCAAAGUCAACUGCUUGGAUCCCAAUAACAGACGCAUUAAACUGCACGAUCUGGAGGCGGUUAAGAAAAUCUCCGUGGAACUACAAUCAGAGCGAAAUAAGAAACAGACAUCGGACAAAGAAGACACUUCGGAGGCGGAGGAGGAUAAGCCAAAUGAAGCUGAUUCUUAAAAAAACUACUAAUUAUACACGGAACUAACAUUUUCAUUAGUAUUUACAACUAGUUGGCCAAGUUAGCGUUAAACAACAAAUUUCCUUACAACAGCUAUGUGAAAACAACUUUAAAUUUAAUUUAGAAAAUUAAAGAAACUAAGAAAAAAGAAAAUCAAAAUGAAAAACAUUUGAAAAUA
This is a messenger RNA of Drosophila mauritiana, 1337 nucleotides long. RefSeq lists its product as uncharacterized. NCBI's taxonomy places the organism in Eukaryota, Metazoa, Arthropoda, Insecta, Diptera, Drosophilidae. Bases 445 to 1158 code for a protein of 237 amino acids. The record is from RefSeq and is a predicted model, not a curated record. The transcript is spliced from 2 exons.